Molecule: messenger RNA, 369 nt
Organism: Rosa chinensis
Lineage: Eukaryota; Viridiplantae; Streptophyta; Magnoliopsida; Rosales; Rosaceae
Exons: 1
Coding region: 1-369 (122 amino acids)
Source: RefSeq, a predicted model, not a curated record
AUGGAUGAAGAUGAUGAAGAGAUGAUGGUCACCAAUGCCAUUGUUAUCGCAGUACUUGCAAAAGAAUCUGGAAACCAAACUCGAAGGUGCGGUUCUUAUCCGAAUUGUGCACCAAAUGAGGAGAGACUUAGAGAAGAACAGGGCAAAAAGUUGAUGACCGACUACUUUGUCGAAUGGCCAGUGUUCAAAGAUUGGGAGUUCCGAACAUGUUACAGGAUGAGUCUCAAUGUCUUCAAGCGUAUAUCUAUUGACCUUUGCCAGUAUGAUCGUUACUUUAUUCAAAAAUUAGAUGCUACCAAGAAAGUCGGAUUACUUCCAGAGCAGAAGAUCGAUGACAGCUUCCUUGCGAAUACUUGCUUACGGUGUUAG